AUGUUGUGGAGUAUCUUCGCAUCUCUUCUCGCGGCCGGCUUGGUGACCGCAGACAAUAUCACGGCCACCGUCAACCUCAGCGUUUCAAAGGGCAAGCCCGUUCACUGGGCUUCUGGUUUUAUCUAUGGCAUCCCCGACACCCCAAAUCAAAUCCCCGAUCAUUGGUACACCGAUAUAGGUUUCCGUUAUGGCCGUGCUGGAGGUGCACAGCUUGAGGCGCCCGCACGAGGUUGGAUCUGGGGAUUGUCAGAAUACAAAGGCCGCCUUGAAUCAACCUUGUCAAACUACCGAACUUGUCGCAAGUACGGUGCUGACUUUAUUCUGCUACCACACGAUGUAUGGGGAACCGAUCACGCCAAUUCUUCGACAGUUUGGCCCGGUGAUGGAGGCGACUGGUCAGAUUAUGACUUGUUCAUCAAGACCUUGAUGAAGGAUCUCAAAGCAAACAAUGCACUGAAGGGUCUGGUUUGGGAUAUUUGGAAUGAACCAGACAUUAGCAUCUUCUGGGAACGCGAUCAGCAGCAGUGGAUUGACUUGUACAUUCGUACACACAAGCUCCUUCGAGAGGAUCCAAGCUUCCACUCAGUUCAGAUUUCGGGCCCAUCGUUGGCCUAUCGCCCAGUGUCUGGGAAUACUUGGUGGAGCAACUGGCUGGCUCAGAUUGCAGGCAACAAGACUAUCCCUGAGCAAUAUUCCUAUCAUCUGGAAGGCGAAACGAGCGAUUGGGACAAUGAUCUUCAAAACACGAACGGCACACUUGCGACGCUUUUGCAAAAUUACGGUCUUCCUGAUCGCCAGAUCAACAUUAACGAGUAUGCAAAUUAUGGCGAGCAAGUCCCCGCUGGAGCCGCGUGGUGGAUCUCGCGAUUGGAAAGAUACAAUGCAUUUGGACUGCGUGGGAAUUGGCUUGGUGGAUGGACAUUGCACGACCUCAUGGCUAAUCUCCUUACCAAAAAGUCGGACCCAACUGAUUAUAAUGCGACCGACUACGCCCCGGCUCCAGAGUUCCAGGUCUAUAAAUACUACAAGGGGAACAUGACAGGACACCGUGUCGAAACUUCCGGCACUGGAGAUCGCCUGUUCGACGUCUAUGCUACGGUCGACUCGGACAAAGUUCGCAUUCUUUCAGGAACACGCAUCACAGCAGGAAAUUGGCAGAUCACCGUGACGGGGAUGAGUGCCGUCGGACUCCCAUCUGAAGGCACGGUUGAUAUUCAGACCUGGGGAUUUGCGGGCACUUCUGUGUAUGAAGAAGUGGAUUCCCCGAGUGACCGCGGCAUUGUCUCGCAUACUUACUCCGGUGACGUGUUGACUUUCCCUAUUUUCCAAACUGAUGCUAGCACGGCGUGGGCAUUUGAAUUCAGCCGGUAG
Molecule: messenger RNA, 1371 nt
Organism: Penicillium cataractarum
Lineage: Eukaryota; Fungi; Ascomycota; Eurotiomycetes; Eurotiales; Aspergillaceae
Exons: 2
Coding region: 1-1371 (456 amino acids)
Source: RefSeq, a predicted model, not a curated record